CUCUCUCUCUCUCGCUCUCUUUCUCUUUCUCUCUCUCUCUCUCUCUUCUUCACGAAAAAGAAAUCAAGCCAAGUCGAUAAUCUAUCUGUUGUCUCCUUAGCUUUCUGCAUUUCUGGAGUCUUCAUUUGAAGAACAUAUAACAUCAAAUGGAGAAACAAGUUCUUGAUUACGCGUUGGUACCAGUGGGCCUCCUCAUAAUGCUGGCUUAUCACAUAUGGCUUCUCUAUCAGAUCGUGAAGCGCCCAACUAGGACCGUAAUCGGCAUCAACGCCAUCAACCGCCGCUUCUGGGUUCGUGCUAUGAUGGAGGAUGCGUCCAAGAAUGGGAUUCUGGCGGUACAGACACUGAGAAACAACAUAAUGGCAUCAACCCUUUUGGCAUCCACGGCCAUAACGCUCAGCUCCGUCAUCGCCGUCUUGAUGGGCAGCUGUGGUGGCAGUCGCUCCAUAGCCCUUGUCUACGGUGACAGAAGUGACCUUGGAUUCUCCAUAAAGUUUUUCUCUAUUCUGGUAUGCUUCUUGGUGGCAUUCCUAUUGAACGUGCAAUCUAUUAGGUACUUCAGCCAUUCUAGCAUCCUCAUCAAUGUCCCAUACAAAACAAUUUCGUCAAAUUGUCAUGAUCAUUAUCAGAACUAUUGCGUCUCGGCUGAGUAUGUGGGGAGGAUAGUAAAUAAGGGGAGUUAUUUUUGGUCUUUAGGCCUGCGUGCAUUCUACUUUUCUUUCCCUCUGUUUCUGUGGAUUUUUGGACCUAUUCCCAUGUUCUUGUGCUGCCUUGUCAUGGUUUUCUUGCUCUAUUUUCUGGACGUUAUCUUUGACUUUGGCUCCGUUGAUGAGGCUUCUGAUCACGACGACAACCCCCAUGACCACCAGGACGAGGAGGCUAAUUGAGGAGAAAUUUAUGAUUAUUGUAAUACUCGAUGGAAUAGGAGAGAGAAAUUCGGAUUCAAUCCAAGUUGAAUCGUAUGGUUUACUUCUCUUAUCUUAACAGAGGA
Molecule: messenger RNA, 991 nt
Organism: Ilex paraguariensis (yerba mate)
Lineage: Eukaryota; Viridiplantae; Streptophyta; Magnoliopsida; Aquifoliales; Aquifoliaceae
Source: the annotation of a GenBank genome assembly